Strongylus vulgaris is the source of this 222-nucleotide messenger RNA. The record is from the annotation of a GenBank genome assembly. NCBI's taxonomy places the organism in Eukaryota, Metazoa, Nematoda, Chromadorea, Rhabditida, Strongylidae.
AUGUAUCCCUUCCACGCACCAUCGCUACCCUCGAAAUGGGAUGAUCCACUUUGGGUCCAUGAAGUUUGUCCAUCUAUGGAACAUUCUUUGUUGGCCAUACUUGAACAGAAGAGAAUGAAUCAGCGCGCUAAAGAUGAAAUGCGAUAUAUCAAUGAUGGAUCGUGUGGUCUGCGAACCGAUGACAUGGAUGAAGAAGAAGAGGACAGCGGAGAUGAUCACUAA